AAUGUAGUUCGUACUAAGCUUAGUUACCUGCUGUUCCUGCUGCUCAUAUUUUCAUACAAAAACCUUUGCUCUUCAAACGCCGUCGUUCCGUAGUGUAGCGUUCCAACAUGACGGUGACACCUAAGAUCUCGGUUAACGAUGGGAACCUGGUAGUUCAUGGCAAGACCAUACUAACUGGAGUGCCAAACAACAUUGUGCUAACUCCAGGAACCGGAAAGGGUCUUGUGACCGGUGCUUUUAUUGGUGCCACUGCUUCCAACAGCAAAAGCCUCCAUGUCUUUCCAAUGGGUGUCUUAGAGGAUGUUCGGUUCUUGUGUUGUUUCCGGUUCAAGUUAUGGUGGAUGACUCACAGAGUGGGAACUUGUGGGAGGGAUGUUCCAUUGGAGACUCAAUUCAUGCUUAUAGAGAGCAAAGAGAGUAAAGAUAACCAGGAGAAUUCUGCAACAAUCUACACUGUCAUGCUUCCUCUCCUGGAAGGCCAGUUCCGUGCUGUUCUACAAGGCAAUGACAAAAACGAAAUCGAGAUUUGCCUUGAGAGUGGAGAUCCAGCUGUUGAGACCAAUCAAGGCCUUCACCUGGUCUACAUGCAUGCUGGUACCAACCCCUAUGAAGUCAUCAACCAGGCUGUCAAGGCUGUAGAAAACUAUAUGCAAACUUUCCUUCGUCGUGAGAAGAAAAAAUUGCCAUCUUUUAUUGACUGGUUUGGCUGGUGCACAUGGGAUGCUUUCUAUACUGAUGUCACAGCAGAGGGUGUUAAAGAAGGCCUUAGAAGCCUGUCAGAGGGGGGCACAUCCCCUCGGUUCCUCAUCAUAGAUGAUGGUUGGCAACAGAUUGAAAGUAAACCAAAGGAUGAAGAUUGUGUUGUACAAGAAGGAGCACAGUUUGCUACAAGAUUGACUGGUAUUAAGGAGAACGCUAAAUUUCAAAAGAAUGAACAGAGCAAUGGUACAAUCUCAGGCCUGAAACAUGUUGUAGAUGAAGCAAAGCAACAUCACAAUGUGAAAUAUGUUUAUGUUUGGCAUGCUCUAGCUGGUUAUUGGGGUGGAGUAAAGCCAGCAGCAAGUGGCAUGGAGCAUUAUGACACUGCCUUAGCAUACCCAGUGCAGUCUCCAGGUGUCCUUGGAAACCAACCAGACCUUGUCAUGGAUAGCUUGUCGGUACAUGGAUUGGGUCUGGUGCACCCGAAAAAGGUUUUUGAUUUCUACAAUGAGCUCCAUGCUUACUUAGCUUCAUGUGGAGUAGAUGGAGUGAAGGUUGAUGUGCAAAACAUUAUUGAGACCCUUGGUAGUGGUCAUGGUGGUAGAGUCUCACUUACUCGCAGCUAUCAUCAGGCGCUUGAGGCGUCUGUUGCUCGUAAUUUUCCUGACAAUGGAUGCAUUGCUUGCAUGUGUCAUAACACUGAUGGCCUUUAUAGUGCCAAGCAAACUGCUGUUGUGAGAGCUUCUGAUGACUUUUAUCCACAUGAUCCUGCUUCCCACACCAUCCAUAUUUCAUCCGUUGCAUAUAACACACUUUUCCUUGGAGAAUUCAUGCAACCUGACUGGGAUAUGUUCCAUAGUUUACAUCCAGCUGCAGAGUAUCAUGCUGCAGCUCGUGCAGUCAGUGGAGGUCCAAUUUAUGUUAGUGAUAAGCCAGGAAGGCACAAUUUUGAUCUUCUUAAAAAACUGGUUCUGCCUGAUGGUUCAAUUCUCCGUGCCCAGUUGCCUGGCCGGCCUACUGUUGACUCUCUCUUUCUUGAUCCAGCAAGAGAUGGAACUAGCUUGCUCAAGAUAUGGAACUUGAACAAAUUUUCUGGAGUGGUUGGGGUGUUUAAUUGCCAAGGUGCUGGAUGGUGCAAGAUAGAGAAGAAAACCCGAAUUCAUUGUGCAUCUCCUGGGACACUUACUGGCUCUGUUUGUGCCUCUGAUGUUGAUUUCAUUGCUCAAGUGGCAGGUGCUGACUGGCAUGGCGACACUAUUGUUUAUGCCUACAGAUCAGGUGAGGUAAUUCGGCUACCAAAAGGUGCUUCGUUGCCAGUGACACUUAAUGUUUUAGAGUAUGAGCUUUUCCAUUUUUGUCCAAUCAAGGAAAUUGCACCAAGUAUUUCAUUUGCACCAAUAGGUCUACUGGAUAUGUUAAACACUGGAGGUGCUGUGGAACAGUUUGAAAUCCAUGAAGAAUCUGUAGCGCCUAAUGGAGAGAAAUCAGCAAAAGCAACUAUUACUCUCAGAGUCAGGGGAAGUGGCAGAUUUGGGGUCUAUUCUUCCCAGCGCCCACUUAAGUGUGUGGUUGGUGACAAUGAAACUGACUUCAACUAUGUCUCAGAUAUUGGGUUGAUAACCUUCUCAAUCCCAGUACCAAUAGAGGAGAUGUACAAAUGGUUGAUAGAGAUUCAAUUUUGAGUAGUUAAUUAUUUCCAUUUUGGGAAUGUUGGUUGAGGGUUUUAUGACAAUAAAAUUUAGAUGUAGCAGUAGCAUAGGGUGGGUAGAGUGGUUUUUGGUAUGAGUGUAUCUUUGGUGGGGUUGAGUUGUUCUUUGCCAAGGGAUGUCUUUCAUUUAAUAAAAACUUGCACGUUUUUCCAAUUUUGAGUGAAUUCAUGUUCUUUAUUGCCCUUGGACACACUAAAAUAGGAAAAAGAGUGGAAAAAAGUACAAAUAAGAUUGUUUGGAUCUGUUUUUAAAGCAUUGGUGAGCAAGUUAAUGGUUUAGUAUUCUAAUUAAUCUCAGCAUCAUGUUGCUGUUUGUGCUCACUGGUCCUGGAGUCUUUCAUGAGGAUCUGAGGCAAGUUUUAAUCGAUAAUAUUAAAGAUUGUAAGCACCUCUGAAGAUUAGACAAUACUGGAAAAUAGUUAUAUUGGAUCUUGUCAUGAAUAUGAGAAAAGGAUGAGGAUGGAAAGACUAAUGACACUUUAUCUAUUACAAAUGUUUUUGUUACUUUGGUAUUAGGCUAUCUUUGAAUAUUUAAGAAUGUAUAUGAUAACAUAGAAAGAGAUGAG
Abrus precatorius (Indian licorice) is the source of this 2973-nucleotide messenger RNA. Its product is annotated as probable galactinol--sucrose galactosyltransferase 2. The record is from RefSeq and is a predicted model, not a curated record. Gene Ontology annotation, molecular function: raffinose alpha-galactosidase activity. The coding region runs from base 108 to 2381 and encodes 757 amino acids. The transcript has 14 exons. NCBI's taxonomy places the organism in Eukaryota, Viridiplantae, Streptophyta, Magnoliopsida, Fabales, Fabaceae.